Molecule: messenger RNA, 2226 nt
Organism: Penicillium salamii
Lineage: Eukaryota; Fungi; Ascomycota; Eurotiomycetes; Eurotiales; Aspergillaceae
Source: the annotation of a GenBank genome assembly
AUGGAGUCACCCUGCGAGACACCGAAGUCUGCAGACAAGAGAAAGCCUCGGACUUGUCCUCACUGUAAACGUCAUUUUCGCCGCCACGAACACCUCCAACGGCAUAUUCGGAUUCAUACAAACGAGAAACCAUACAAAUGUCUAUGCGGCGCUUCCUUUGGCCGCCGCGACCUAUUGAAACGCCAUGAGGAUAUCGGCCAUUCUCCAAUUACCCCCUCGACGCAGGAGCCUUCACCGGUCACUGUUAAUGACAGCCAACUCCAAUCCCAAAGCAAUGAAGGCCCCGCAAUACAUGAUCCCGGCUCAUUCUGGGGGCUUCCUAAUCUCCAAAGCGAAGGCGCCCCCACUGGCACCAUUCACCAGCAAGGCAACUUUCCAGGUCAGAACAUGGGACUGAGUACCGAAUGGGUUCUUCCUACUGAACCGAGUAUCGUGCAAAUCUUUGCCGGAGAAUCAAACUUGAACACUGUCAAUUUUAGCAGCUCAACAGAUGUUAGUCAAGAAAGACCUUAUCAGCAGAGUCAUGAUCAGUCUUUGAGCCAGCUUCCCAUAGAACGAGACACCGUUGCUGAAUUCGGAGUGUUGACUCUGCCCAUAUUGAGGGUCACUGAGGACCAUCGCAAUCGCCUGCUUCGGGCUCUUGGGAACUCACAGACGGCUAUGUUUCAAUCGAGUUUCCCCUCCUGUCAUUCGCUCACAAGAUUUGUCAACGGCUUUUUUGACGGCUUUUAUCCUCAUAUACCAGUUGUGCAUCUUCCAACUUUCAAACUGGAGGAUACUGAACCCGAGAUCAUCUUGUCUAUGGCAGCGUUGGGCGCCCAGUAUCGGCAUGAGCACCGCAAAGCAGUACUUCUUUUCUAUGCUGCCAAAUCCACCCUCCAACAAAAUACACAUGACAGAGAGAGGAGAGAAAUGGACCGACGUGUCUCCUCUGGAGGUGGAUAUCCCGAUGAUCAGCAGGGGACUAUGCAAUAUAAAGAAGUCAUGCGUGAAGCACGAUGCGCUCUUUAUUUGAUAGCAUUUGCGACGUGGCAAAGUGAACCGGACAUUGUAAGGGAAGCAUUCAACCUUCAAAGCUUCCUUGCGAGAUGUGUAAGAGAGUGUUUCCUAGUGGAAACACAUGAGUCGCAGCAAGAAACCCCAAAUUGGCACUUGUGGAUACAGCAAGAGUCGGACAGGAGAUUGAAGUUUUUUUCCUACUCUAUUCUCAAUCUACAUGGAAUCGCCUUCAGCACGCCGCCAGUGAUUCUGAUCGAUGAGCUGCAGCUCCGCCUUCCAUGUUCCUGCUUCGAAUGGAUUGCUCCAAGCCCAGAAAAAUGGGCCAAAGUGUAUAAAUCUGGCAACGCUCAACAAAUGCAGGUCCAAGACGCCUUAUCACAACUGAUGAAAGGCUCAAAUGAACCACAUCUAUUGAACUCACAGCCUGUGCCAUCUCCUCUAGCAAAUUACCUCCUUCUACAUGCCCUUAUUCAACGCAUCAUGCUUUCUCAGCAGGCAUUUGGACCAUACACCGAUGAAGACCAAGACUUACUUAAUCGACAGAAGGAAUGCAUUCGAAAUGCUCUUCAUGUAUGGACAUCUCAAUGGCAAAGAGCUCCCGAGUCGAGUCUUGACCCUCGCAACCCUAAUGGACCAAUAACAUUCACUUCAACAGCAUUGUUAGGCCUUGCAUACGUCCGACUUGCGCUCAACAUAGGUUCAUACAAGAUCCUGGGCACCCGAAACCCACAGGAAAUUGCAAACAGACUACUUGAAAUGCCAAAACUACCCGCAGGUCCUCAUUUGCUUCCUGCCAUAUUACACGCAACCCAUGCUUUGAGUAUACCCGUCAAGCUGGGUGUCAAUUAUGUUGCGCGAAGUCACGCAUUUGUCUGGAGUAUUCAGCACUCAAUUUGCGGAUUGGAAUUCGCAAUCUUCCUCAGUAAAUGGCUGUUUUGUAUCUCGAAUUGCCAAAAGACAAGGCCGCUUACUGAGCACGAAACCCGCUUGACCAGUUGGAUAAGUGAUAUAGUAGAAGAAGGGAGAACAUCGGGCGACGAGGACUUAUGGUCCCGGCCAACGGUACCUUCCAAUUGUGCCUACCUGGCUUUUGCAGUGGUCAAACUUUGGGCUCGACUGAUCAGAGGAAAUGAGCAAUGGGCAAUAUUAAAGAUCAUUGGACAAGGUCUCGAUAUAUACGCUAAUACUUGCGAGGAGAUAUUUGUCAAUUCUUUGGUCAAUGAAUGA